Messenger RNA from Saccoglossus kowalevskii, 3433 nucleotides. RefSeq names its product max dimerization protein 1-like. The record is from RefSeq and is a predicted model, not a curated record. Gene Ontology annotation, biological process: regulation of transcription by RNA polymerase II. Gene Ontology annotation, molecular function: RNA polymerase II cis-regulatory region sequence-specific DNA binding; protein dimerization activity; DNA-binding transcription factor activity, RNA polymerase II-specific. Lineage: Eukaryota; Metazoa; Hemichordata; Enteropneusta; Harrimaniidae.
GCGCCGAGUGCAGAGAGACUAUACUUACCUAUCGAUCAACAAUUUUCGUCUUUUAUUCUUGCCCACAAUUUUAUAUAUUUUUUUGUCUUUAUAAAAUCUCUUCAAGAUGAUGAGCAUAGCCCAAUUGCUGCAGGCAGCAGAAUAUUUAGAGAGGAGAGAACGCGAAGCAGAGCACGGAUAUGCAUCACCACUGCCAUUACACGACGAGCCAUCACGCAAGAGGCUAAAAGCUAAGAAAAUUCUGGGUAACAGUCGUUCCACUCACAACGAACUAGAGAAAAAUAGGAGAGCCCAUCUUCGAAACUGCCUGGAAGGCCUUAAAGAAAUGGUGCCACUUGGUCCUGAAGCCACAAGACAUACCACUCUAGGGCUCCUAACAAAAGCAAGAGUAUUUAUAAAGAAUUUAGAAGACAAAGAGAAAAAAAACCAGCAGCUUAAAGAUCAACUAAAUCGGGAACACAGGUUUUUGAAGCGAAGGCUUGAGCAGCUAGACACCAAUGUAUUUAGGAAAUCACGAAAACUCAGGCAAGACAGUACAGGCUAUUCGGAAGAUUCAGAAAAAGAUGAGGUUGACGUCCUUGGUUACACUAGUCACAGUGAUUCAGAUGAGCGAAGUAGCGUUGAAACGAAUGGAAGUGAUGGUGGUUUUACGUUGAACAGUAUCAAACUUCUUGAUGUACAGGACUCGUGAUUUACUCCGCCAAGAAACUCCAUGUUCUAGAUUUUGUAUUCCAUGCCACAGAUUAUUGUCUGGUAGAGCUUGGUGGACUAAAAUGAAAAGGAUAAAGCGCAUGGAAUAAGUUAUUCGCUGUGUCAAGGCAGUAUUAGCUGAAAUACUUUUGUUUUGUUUUUAAAUGCAGCUGCUUCCAAUUUUUGUGUCUCAUCAAGGCUGCUGCAGCCAGGUUAAAAGUUGAAACAGUGCCAUACAUGGUCCCUCAUCAUUCCUCAAGUCUGUAGUGAACAGGAAACUCGGGGCAGAAAGCGUCACCAUCUGAUUCUAUGAAUGAGAGACUAGUCAUGUUGAUUUUUAGUUGAAGAAAUGUUUUGGAAAAGGUGAAGACUAAUAAUUUGCUUAUUUCAAUUGGUCACCAGCAUUAUUUAUAUUCUGAAUAUAGAAUGAGAUCGCACACAGCAUUGAGAGGCCCAAAUGAAUGUUUAUUAUAAUUUCAAUCAGAAAUUACAUGUGAUCAAGUUGCAACCUUAUCUUUUAUGCACAAUUUGUAAAGUCCUAUUUUUUUUUUUUAAAUAACAAAACAGGACUGGAAAUUAACUGAAAUAGUUUUCUGAGAGAAAACUACACAUCUUUGUUUUAAUCAACAAAGCGCAAUACCUAGAGAAAAUGAUAAUUUUAUCAUUUUAAUUUUUAACAUCACACUACUUUGCUUAGAUGCUUAGAUUAACUAAUUAUUGUCCUAUUAAGCAUACAGUAUGUCCAAGGCAAAUUCUGGGAAGUUGGUAAAUGCAUAUGCUCAUAAUGGCAGAAAGUAAUGUAAAAAUUUUAUUUGUAAUGUCAUUGAAAAUGACUCAAGGGACUAAGAUAAUAUAAUAUUUAGUGGUCCACUAUUCACACUAUUGACGAGAGGUUCUGCAGUGCUUAGCAAGCCUACUUGUACCCCCUAAAUCAUAUCUUGUUGUGCAGAGUAUUACAUGCUUUAUUAAUUAGCAAGCUGAAAAAUGACUCCUCUUCCCAAAUUAUUUCAAAAUUUACAGUGCUAUUUGUGGUGGAUAGCAGUUUUUAAACGGAUACAUGCAUAAUAAGCUUGGACAUUGUUAUGCAAACUUUUCCUUUAUAAACAUUUGCACUGGGGCCUGGAUGUUUUGUUACACUGAACAAUGGUUUUCUCCAACUAAAUGGGCUUUGCUGGCAAAAGACCUAGUUGUUAUCAUAUCCAGUCACUGAGCCAUGAUGACCCAAGAAUCGUUGACUUUUUUUUUUUGGUCCAUACACAUGAGCAUUCACUUUCUAGACUCAAACAUUCCAAACAGAGACUCUAUUUUUUUAAUAGUGUCAUUUUCCACAUACUUAAAUGGAAAUAGACUGACUGAUAAUGUUAUCAUAUUUGGUGCGUAUAUAUCAACCCGGAUAAGUUAUCAAAACAAAACAAGGGUUGCAUCUUUUUAUAAUCCAGCUUUAUUUUGCUAAUUGUUAGCAAUUAGUAGAACUGCAGGGGGUGGCUAGCCUCCCACCAUACCCUAUUUUUGAUCAUUUAUCAAAAUAAAACGUGUGAGAAUCCCAUGUGUUUUCUUGGUCGUUAAAGUUACAGCCUGCUUGCUAAGCAUUGCAUGGCCAAAUUUGAAGCACGCUACAGGUGUUGAUUUCAAACCAAUCAGUGAUGCCCAGGGGGGUAACCUCCCUGAUAAAAUCGGGACUUUGAAAGUUAUAUGGUUAUUUAUUUGCGUGUGCAUUUUUUUGCUAAGAUGUUUUUAUUAGAGAAGUGUGAAAAAAAAAAACAAUUAUCUGAUUAUCAUCAUGGCUGCAAGUCAACGCCAGUUUCUGUGAUCGUGGUAAUUUGCAUGCACCGUUUUCAGCUGAAAAUAUCUCUUGAGUACUUUUAACCACAGAAUUGAGUUUAAUAGUUUUAAAAAUACCAAAAUUUGUCUCCUGUGUUGUAGAGAGCAAUUUCUCCGCGAUCAUGGAGCUUUUUUUAUAUGGUGCUAUUUAUAUCUUAGAGUUUUUAGCAAAUACGAUCAAUAUUUAGUAUUUCUGUAAAUUUGAAUGUUGUAUUGCAUUUCAAUUUUGAGAAAAAGCAAUUAGCCAAACAUAAAAAUUUGGCUGCCAUGCUCCAUCCAACCUAGGGCAUAUAUAUAUAUAUAUAUAUGUAUUAUGGUUCUCGUAGAAUUGUCUCUACAGAGACGAGACGUGCUGGCAUAGGUUUUUACUAAAAAAACAAACCUAACGUAAAACCAGCAAAACUUUCAAUUGUAUAUUUUGCAUGUAAUUUAUGUGUACAGAAAAGAGUUAAAAUGAAAUGUAUGUAUAGCUGAAAAAAACAAAGAAACUUUAAAAAAAACAAAUGUAGAUUUUUCCCCCAGAUUCUUGAAAAAGCUCUAGCUCCAACUUUUAGGAAUCUCUUUUUCUAGUUCACUUAGAAAUUCAGAACUGAAUUAGUUAUUUUUGAAAUUAUUGGUGUUUUUAGCAUGGUUGUAGUCUGAUAGCGUACUCUCUACUUGCCAUAAUGCUCUAUUCUCUGCAAGGUUGGGUGGUUGUGGUACAAUCCCUCUCAGGUUUAAACAACAUGCAGUUUUUUGGUGUUUAGGCAAAAAAAUACUUUUUUGGCAGAUUUUCAGGUGUCCUCUAGAUUUGAAUGUAUAUUGCAGAGCGUAUACGUGUGUAUGUGUGUAUAUAUACCUGACAGAAAUUUGAUGUAUUAUUACCUUUAACCAGUUGUUCUGAUAUAAAUAAAUUUUUUUUUUAUUUCCCAGCAAAAAAACU